Molecule: messenger RNA, 1700 nt
Organism: Pseudonaja textilis
Lineage: Eukaryota; Metazoa; Chordata; Lepidosauria; Squamata; Elapidae
Source: RefSeq, a predicted model, not a curated record
ACGGCGGACAGUGGUAGGGAGCUCGUGGCUUUUGGGCAACUGCAACAGCAACCAAUUGAAGUAGUAAGCAGACCGUGGCUGGCAGCACUGCGUGGUACCCUUUCUCUGCCCUUGGCUUUUGCCAAUCCCACGUUUUGGGGUUCAGGAUGCCUGAGGGCCCGGAGCUCUUUCAGGCCUCCAGAUACAUCAACACAGAAUGUGCAGGAAUUACCUUUACAGGGAAGGUGGAAAAAUCCGAAGUCAGCAAGAAUCCGGAGGUGCCCUUUGAGAGCGAUGCGUACCGGAUCUCGGCUGUCUCCCGGGGCAAAGAACUGAAGCUGACUCUGACCCCUCUCCAACGGGAGGACUCGAAAGGGCGACCUAUGGACCUGGUGUUCCGUUUUGGCAUGACUGGGAAUUUCAAACUGGUCCCGGUUUCCGACAUGCCCAAACAUGCCCACCUGCGUUUUUACACCCAAGAGAAGCCAGCCCGGGUUCUCUGCUACGUGGACAUCCGGCGUUUUGGCAAGUGGGAGGUGGACGGCACCUGGCAAGCAGACCGAGGGCCUUGCGUGAUGUUGGAGUAUGAACAGUUUCGGGACAAUGUCCUGAGGAAUCUCUCCGACAAGGCCUUCGAUAAGCCCAUCUGCGAGGCUCUGCUCAACCAAAAGUUUUUCAAUGGCAUUGGCAACUACCUCCGGGCUGAGAUUCUUCACCGAUCAAAAAUCCCUCCCUUUGAGAAGGCACGGACCGUUCUGGAAGAACUCCAGCGGGGGCUUCAGGUUUCUGGUGCAACCUUGAGCAAGAAAGUAAAAUUGAAACGAGAGAAUCCCGACUUCCUGGAGGCCUGUCACCUGGUGCCCAUGGAGGCUGUGAAUCUAGGAGGUGGCAAGGCGUAUGACCCCACCAACCGAGAGGAUGCUGCAAUCUUUGUAGAGUGGCUGCACUGUUACUCUGUUCCCGGGAUGAAAUCCCUGCGUGAUGCUAACGGCAGGACCAUCUGGUUCCAGGGAGACCCAGGACCUCUGGCUCCAAAAGGGGGGAAAUCUCAGAAAAAGAAGAUACAACCAAAGUCUAAACCAGCCGUGCAGAGUUCAAAGGCUGUCAAGCCAAGGAGCGACUCAACCAGCAGUCCUGCUGAGAAAGAAGCUAAGGGAAGAAGGAAACUUAAGCCAGAGUAUGGAGUUACACAAAAAAAGGAGGAGGAGGGUAUGGUCAAGAGAGCCAGAGGACCGAAGACCAGAUCUCAGAAAUCAUCUUCUGAUUUGCAAGAGUCUUCGCUGCUAAGUUCUCCACCUCCGGCACGGAAGAGGCGAACACCUGCUCAGAAAAACCAAACUAAGGCGUCAGCCAUCUCGAGAUCCAAACGGGUGAAGGCUUCCUAACCCUUCUCAACACAGAAAUAUCUUUGCAAAAGCUUCAGGUAAUUCUUCAUGCUCUAGCGGAGGAGAUAAAUGCAGCUUUGGGAUCCAAGAUUAGCGACUGAAGAACGCUCGUGAGUUUCAGGCAGGAACGUCCUGCUCCAACGGAGGAGAUAAAAGUGCAGCUUUGGGAUCCAAGAUUACCAACUUCACGCUCCAGCAGAGGGAGAUAAAUGCAGAGAUUCUGAUCCAAGAUGAACAGCUGAGAACAACGUGAAACGAUGUUUUCCUGCUUCCUCAAUUACCAAUGUUUAAACUUAGCGUUGCACAGAUUUCUUGGACGUUACUUACGCUGCUUUU